AUGGUCGUUCCUCCGAACAUGGGGCCAGCGCCGCCGCCGCCCGCAAUGCCCGCUGCUCGUCCGUCACCCUCCGCCGUGGUAGCAGGCCCUUCGACCAUUGCAGGUGCCGCUGCAAAGAUGCCGAUGAAGGGUCUGACACCGGCAGUGCCAGGAACGCUGCAUGGUCCGCCUUCCGGCAACAACCAUGCCAUACCGCUCAGUGCACGCCGAGCCGAGCCGCUUGAUAUGUCGACCGUCGAGCGUCGGGGACAGCCUGGUAUGCGACAGGAUAGACCACGAAAGAAUCGCCCGUUCGAUCUUCCCGAGGCACCCAUCUACCGUCCUUCCGAGGAGGAGUUCCGCGAUCCCAUGGAGUAUAUGCGCAAGAUAGCGCCAGAGGGCAGCAAGUACGGCAUUGUGAAGAUCAUUCCGCCCGAGACCUGGAAUCCUCCGUUCGCGAUCAAUACAGAGCGUUUUCAUUUCAGGACUCGACGACAAGAGCUGAACUCGGUCGAAGGAGGCAACCGGGUCAAUAACGAUUACCUAGAUCAGCUUGCAAAGUUCCACAAGCAGCACGGCCACAAUCUCAACCGCUUUCCGAGCGUAGACAAACGACCAUUGGACCUCUAUCGACUCAAAAAGACCGUGGAGCGCAAGGGUGGUUUCGAUCAUGUGUGCAAGGCUAAGAGAUGGGCGGAAGUUGGACGCGAUCUUGGGUACAGCGGCAAGAUCAUGUCAUCACUGUCAACGUCGUUGAAGAAUUCCUACCAGAAGUGGCUUCUGCCGUAUGAGGAAUACUUGAGGGUCGCAAAGCCCGGCGUACAGCACCAGAUGGAAAUGCUCAACGGCGGUCCAUACACACCCUCGCCUGGUCCGUCUCCCAUCAAGAAGCCUCCAGGAUCAACGCCUCAAGAGCAUGCACCCACUUUGCAAGCUUCCGCGGCUCUUAACGCCUCCCUGAAUGGUGGCUAUGGCCAGAGUCCGCUACAUAUCCAGCCGCCGCUACCGCCACAGCAUGUAACUCCACAACCUGCGCCGUACGUUCCACAGCCUCCAACCACCGGUGGCUUUACUCCUGUCAACGCUGGCGGCAACGCGUACAUGCCGAUGAAUGCGCCGACCCCACCACAACCUUCUUUCGUGCCCGUUAAUGGACCAAAUGGCUAUCAUCACCCCAACCACUCGACGCCCCAGCAGCCGCAUGCUUCCAUCGAGACACCGCCUCCAUCAACUGGCCCACAGUACAUCGCGCCGCAUCCCAGCGGUGUGGCUGCGCUCAAGCGACAACACUCGGAGCUAACUCCUGAUGAAGUCGACCUCAUGAGCCGGCGUAGUAAGAGACUGCGCAAAGAUGUUCCGACUGUCGCCGGCAGCAAUAUGCACCACUCGCGGAUGUCAUCURCUCGUCUGCAAGCAGUUCGGGACAGAGUUGACUUCAAGCCCGGUGAGAUGUGUGAAACUUGCGGCAAGUCCGAAGAGCCCCACAAGCAGCUGAGAUGUGAGAGCUGCGAUUGUGUUUACCACAUGGCUUGCCUUGAUCCUCCCCGGCAAAUGGCGCCCGAGCACGAAUGGCACUGCCCUCGGUGUCUGGUCGGUACCAAUGAAUAUGGAUUCGAAGAAGGCGAUGUCUAUUCGCUAGGUGGAUUCCAGAGGAGAGCGAACGAGUUCAAAAACUACCACUUCAGUAGUAUACCGCGGCAGUUCUCCCCCUUCAAUGAGAACAAGAAUCACCUCGAGGAAGACGACGUGGAGCGUGAAUUCUGGAGGCUGGUCGAUGACUUGUCUGAUUCGACAGAAGUGGAAUAUGGCGCCGACAUCCACACCACUACUCACGGCAGCGGCUUCCCUACCAUCGAGAAGCACCCGAGAGAUCCUUACUCYAUUGACGGGUGGAACCUCAACAUUCUUCCCCUGGAUAAGGAGUCCUUGUUUCGGCACAUCAAAUCAGACGUUUCUGGCAUGACUGUCCCGUGGCUGUACGUCGGUAUGAUCUUCUCCACCUUUUGCUGGCACAACGAGGAUCACUAUACGUAUUCCGCAAACUACCAGCACUUUGGUGAGAMCAAGACUUGGUAUGGCAUUCCUGGUGAAGAUUCGGAGAAGUUCGAGCAGGCUCUGAAAGACGACAUGCCAGAGUUGUUCGAGACGCAGCCAGAUCUUCUUUUCCAGCUUGUAACCCUUGCAAAGCCAGAUAAGCUGCGCAGGGCUGGCGUGCGGGUGUAUGCCAUCGACCAGCAUGCAGGAGAAUUCGUGGUCACGUUCCCAAGAGCAUACCACGCAGGGUUCAAUCAUGGCUUCAACUUCAAUGAAGCAGUCAACUUUGCACCGCACGAUUGGGAGCCAUUUGGCGAGGAAGGCGUGAAGCGACUGAGAGACUACAGGAAACAGCCUUGUUUCUCCCACGACGAGCUGCUGCUAACCGCUGCUUCGCGCGAUAAUAACAUUCGUACCGCGAAGUGGCUUGCGCCAGCCAUGGAACGCAUGCGCGAUGAUGAGCUAGAAGCACGACAGCAAUUUCUCAACCCCGAACUCACCACCCCGUCGGCUCCUCGCUACCAAUUGCCCGCGGAGAUUAUCGAUCCAGAUACCGAAGAAGAAGAGGUGAUCUGUACCUUCUGCAAAAGCUACUGCCACCUUUCGCGAUUCGUUUGUAAAAAGUCGGGCAAGGUCAUGUGUCUACUCCAUGCUGGCGGAUACGAAUGCUGCGACUCGUCAGACGUUGAGCGAUACUCGGGAGCGAACGGCGAGCACGUCCUUUACUAUCGCAUGACGCAAGAGGCUUUGAAUGCAACUGUUCGCAAGGUGGUCGAUAAGGCUAAUAUCCCUGAAGUUUGGGCCGCUAAAGUCGACAAUGAGCUCGAGGAGAACCCUCGACCAUCGCUGAAGCAUUUGCGCACGCUUUUGACUGAGGGUGAGAAGAUUCAGUAUGAGCUUCCCCAACUUCCAGAUCUGCGACGUUUCGUGGAGCGGUGCAACGAGUGGGUCGAGGAGGCCACUUUCUACAUCACUCGCAAGCAGACGGGUCGACGCAAGAGCGAAAAGGCCGGAAGGAAAGCUACGGCCAAAGCUGCUGAGGUUGACAAGGAGCUCCGGAACGUGGCCAACAUUCGGAGGCUACUAGCCUCGGCUGAUAAGCUUUCCUUCGAUUGCCCUGAGAUCACCACCUUGCGAGAUCGUCUGGAGAGUAUCGAGGAGUUCCAAAAGGACGCCAGUGUCGCGCUGGGCGACAUACAUUCCAAGACGACGCAAGAUUUCGAGGAGCUGGCAGAGCGGGGCCGCGACUUCCACGUGGACAUUCCCGAGAUUGAGACACUUGACAGAGUACUCAAGCGGCUGAGAUGGAACGAUCUUGGCAAAGCGAAACGUCCCAAUUCCGAGACUGGACAACAAGAUCAAACACUCGGUGAUAUUGAACAGUUCCUCGCACAGGGCGUUGAGCUCAAUGUCCCGGACACCAACCCUGACAUGGCCUUUUUCAAAGAGCACAAGGCGCAAGGAGAGCUGUGGGAGCAGAAAGCAAAAGAGCUCAUGUCGGUUGAGCAGGUUCACUAUCAACAACUCGACGCGCUGUCCCGCCAGGCGUCAACGUUGCCGGUGACAUCCGAGACCCUCGAGCAGGUCGACGCUAUCCUCAAGAAGCAGCGCGAGGUUCAAGACAAGAUUCAGUCACUCGUCGAGCGAAGCAAGGAUCCCGAGUUCCGCAACAGGCCUCAUUACCAGGAGAUGAAGGCUGUAAUGGACGCACUCGAACAGCUGCAAAGCAAGCCAACCGGAACCAUUGAUCUCGAGAAGGAGUCGAAGCGACACGAGGACUGGAUGCGAAAAGGAAAGAAGCUUUUCGGCAAAGCAAAUGCUCCUCUGCACAUUCUACUCCAGCACAUGAAAAUCGUGGACAGGAGGAACGAAUCGUGCUUUGAUCUCAGUGACAAGCCCCGCGGACCGGUGGAGCCUUCUUCUCGUGCUGCGACACCGGAGGAUGGMAAUGAUCAUGUUUUGCGGACAGAAGGAAGCACCUCUAGCAGAGAUGUGUUCUGCAUUUGUCGCAAACCCGAGGCUGGUAUGAUGAUCGAAUGCGAGUUAUGCCACGAGUGGUACCACGGAAAGUGUCUGAAGAUCGCUCGCGGCAAAGUCAAGGAGGAUGACAAGUACACUUGCCCGAUUUGCGAUUGGCGUGUCAAGAUUCCUCGAGACGCAGCUCGUCCGAGAUUGGAAGAUCUGCAAGCUUGGCAAGAUGACCUUGAAACGCUUCCCUUCCAGCCUGAUGAGGAGCAAACGCUUAACAACAUCUGUGAGCAAGGCCAGGCAUUCCGAGAGUAUAUCAAGCCUUACGUGGAGCCUGCGAUGCCAGCAACCGCCGAUGAGGUCGGUAUGAUGAGAUUCUACCUGAGGAAAAUCGAAGGCGCCGAUAUCCUCUUGACGGAGGAGACGAAUUAUCUGCGACGUGAGCUACACGCAUUCGCGCCAGUCGCACCGAUUCCGCCACCUGUGAUUGAGGCCUCUGGGUCAACCCGCAAGCCGCGUCCUACCAAACAGCAGAAGCUCAUGGCACACUUGGGCAUCACCAAUCCAGAUCAUCUCCCCAAGGAAUAUAAGAUGAAGCCGCAUUCUGUGAAGCGUAAGCAGUCUGGUGUCGGGGCCGGUGCACCGCACCACCUUGCAGGUGAAGGCUCCAGUGCUUCGCCAACUGGUUCGAUGACACCAGGUCCACGCGGGUCAGGGCUGCCAUAUCCAACAACCGAUCAGCCACACCAGCCACGUAAACAUCUGACGCCGCUAGCACUACAAGUUCUCGGCACCUCAGCUGGUGUUGAUAUCGUUGACGAGUUCUUGGCAUCCGAACCACACGCCAACCGAGAUCGAUUGAUGAAGGUCAAAGCUGUGGUGGAAAUGAACGAUCCCGACGCCAUGGUCGAUCUGGAGACUUUCAAGUCGCGGGUCAACGCCGUUCCCACACCUGCUUCACACAACUACGUACCCGCUGCGCUUGCGACAAAUGGCUCUUCAUCCACAUUCUCCUCCGCUCCAAACAAUGAGUACGUCCGCGCGCCUAGUCAACCAGCACGUUUGGGUUCUCCGGCAAAUUUUGCCUAUCCUCCACCUCCUGGCGGUCAUUCCCCCCCACCCGCCCAAUUCGGCGCUCAAAUGUUCCAUACAGGUGCAGGCAAUAUAUUCGACACUCCACCUCAAACGCGUUCAGAAGACAGAUCUGGUCACAUGGACGGUGCCACAUCUUCCGAUUUUGGCGGUAGAGCUAGCGGUGGCAGUAAUAUUCCCAGCGGCAUGCCGGCGGGUAUGUUUGACUCUCCUAAGCAGCCAGUCACAGACCCGGCGAUUUCCCAAGGCUUCGCUGGCAGUGCUGGGAUCAACAGCCCUGGCUACGGUGGCAGCCAGCAUAACAUGGACAAUGUGUUUGCGGACUUGGUGCACGAUCAAGACGAUGGGAUGGGCGGAAACGAUGGCGCGAGCGAUGUCCAUCAACCAUCCCAGGAGGCGAAAUAUAACCCUCCACCAACUUGGGAGGAGAUCUCCGCUCCAGCCAACACGGAUGAUAACCAAGUGGGCGAAGGCGACUCGUUGCAGGCACAAUCAUCUUCAGCGGCACAGGGCUAG
This is a messenger RNA of Ramularia collo-cygni, 5589 nucleotides long. Its product is annotated as related to DNA-binding protein jumonji/RBP2/SMCY, contains JmjC domain. Gene Ontology annotation, biological process: chromatin remodeling. The transcript is spliced from 2 exons. The coding region runs from base 1 to 5589 and encodes 1862 amino acids. Gene Ontology annotation, cellular component: nucleus. Gene Ontology annotation, molecular function: histone demethylase activity; DNA binding. The record is from RefSeq and is a predicted model, not a curated record. NCBI's taxonomy places the organism in Eukaryota, Fungi, Ascomycota, Dothideomycetes, Mycosphaerellales, Mycosphaerellaceae.